UAUUAUAUGUCAUGUCAUCAAAAUCAUCUAUAUGACAAUUUUAUCAACGAUGAUGAUACCAUCCUUGAGAUGGCCUGAGUCUCUUGAGAUGGCCUGAGUCUCUCUACUUGCUCUCGAGAGACUACAUAAAUACUGUCCAUGUGUUCUUCGCCUCUCUUCCUUAAUUGCACUCCUGGCUCUUCUUCUCUCCGCAACUACUUCCUUAGUUUACUCUAUCUUGCUCUAAGCAGGCACGGCGGUCUCGAGUGGAUCGCGCUCAUUCCCUGCAUUGUUCGCUCCAUCCGGUUGAUCCGAUGGGCAAGAAAGGUGCCCUCGCCUCCAUCUUCUCCAGGUCCUCCAGCCUCGCUUGCGACUCCUCCACGGCGGCCGUGAUACCGUCGCCGUGGCCAUCAUGCCGGGACCCGCAGACCGACUCCUUCCAUGCCGGCGAGGAACCCUGCGCCACGGCUGCUGGUGGCAGCAGGUGCGGCCCUGUCGCCGCGAGGCACCGCAAGCUGGUGGGUGCCCCGGGCGAGAUGUACAAGACGGUCAACUCGGUGUACAUCGACCCCGACGACGGCGAGUCAUUCUCUUGCCUCAGCGCGGAGGGGGAGGAAACGGUUGUAGUGGAGAACGACGGCUUCUCGACGUCCACUGUGUCCGAGGAGUGGUCGGAGGCUGUGAUCCGCAGCCUCAGCCGGACGACUUCGUCCACCGGCCGCUUCUUCUUCGACCAGGGGCCAGCGACCCACUCCAUCCCGUUCCCGUCUGCGUCGGCGGCCUCGACAACCGGCAGCACACCACCGGAGGAGGAGAAUGACAAGUCGGCGGCGCUGUCCAAGAACGAGAAGCCAGGAGAUGGUGGCAAAUCGCUGGUGGUGGAGGAGAGCGUGGCGGUGCCAGUGGACUCGGCGGAUCCGUACGGGGACUUCCUGUCGUCCAUGGACGAGAUGGUGGCCGCGCACGAGCUGCGCGGCUGGGACGCGCUGGAGGAGCUGCUGGUAUGGUACCUGCGGGUCAAUACCAAGAACCACCACCCGCUCAUCGUCCGAGCAUUCGUCGACCUGCUCACCGGCCUCACCGCCAGCGCCACGGCAAACACCUCGACGACGACAAGGACAAUGACGUCGAGUAGUAGUACUAGCAGCACGAGCAGCACGAGUACUAGUAGUAGCACGAGUAUGAGCACUAUUACCACUGGUGGCGAUGGUGUGGUUGUUAGUGCUGCAUCAGCAACGGGACUAUGCGACGGCGGGAAUGGUGCUUCCGCGUCAUGCUCGUCGUCUUCUUCGUGCCUCCCGGGUGACGACGACGAGGCCAGUCGUGGGGAAGACUAGUCACUCGACUAAUCAUAGAUUAGACCGACAAUCAGCAUCUACAGUAAUCUGCAUGCAUGUGGUUUUGCUUUUGGAUUUCGGGCUAAUCAAGCAACUGAGCAGUUUUUCUUUC
Messenger RNA from Hordeum vulgare subsp. vulgare (domesticated barley), 1428 nucleotides. RefSeq names its product transcription repressor OFP13-like. NCBI's taxonomy places the organism in Eukaryota, Viridiplantae, Streptophyta, Magnoliopsida, Poales, Poaceae. Bases 294 to 1316 code for a protein of 340 amino acids. The record is from RefSeq and is a predicted model, not a curated record. Gene Ontology annotation, biological process: negative regulation of DNA-templated transcription. The transcript has a single exon.